AUGGCGCAGGACAGCGUCAAUGCACCACUGGUCUGCGGGUGCGUGGCAGCCUUACUUGCGCACCUCGCGCAGUCGAUGUUCUGGCCCUCGGAGAUCCACCACCAUAUCUAUGUGGACGACCCGAUCAUUGCAGCACGCGGGCUGGCACGACAGCGCGACAGAUGCUUCGCCAUCGUCAUCCUGACGUGGCCCGCCCGUGGCAUCCAGCUCGCCUUCAAGAAGGCCGAGAGAGGCCAAGAGGUCGAUUGGGUCGGCGCCCAUCUCGCAUGCAGGACGGACCCAGAGCCAGCGAUCGAGGUCACAGCCAAGCAAGAUAUCGUGGACGACGUGAGCCAGAUGGUCACGACCAGCAGGAGCUCCAACAUCGCACCGAUCAAGGACGUGCAGUCACUCGUCGGCAAGGGCAACCACAUCGCGGGCAUGAUCGAGGCAUAUGAACGAAGCAGAUUGCCCAGGCAGUGCCGCGUGCGCGCGUAUUUCGGCUACGCCAUGCGCGUGUCCAUCGUCGCCGACGCGUCGCCCUGGGGCCUCGGCGGACACUUGCUGAUCGAGGGCGCGGUGAAGGCCUACUUCGCGAGUCCGCUCACCCAGAUCGACGCGGAUUUGCUGCGCGCGCCGCUGGGCGAGGCAGCGGGGCAACAGGUCUGGGAGGCGCUCGCGAUGCUGGUGGCGCUCAGGCUAUGGAAGCAAGUCUGGCUGCAGCAGGGCGCCCGCUUGGCAGCGACGGCGGACAGCAUCUCCACCCUCGCCCUGCUGCUCAACUUCCGAGCGAAGACAUCCUCGUACGGCCUGGGCGUAGUUUGCCGCGAGAUGGCGCUGGAGUUUGGCGACCGCGCUUACAAGCCCAGAGUCUACGUGCACCUCCCCGGCAUCGCCGGCGAUGUUGCCGGA
Prorocentrum cordatum is the source of this 891-nucleotide messenger RNA. The record is from the annotation of a GenBank genome assembly. NCBI's taxonomy places the organism in Eukaryota, Dinophyceae, Prorocentrales, Prorocentraceae.